AUGCAGCCCAAACGGAUCCUCAUCGCCAAUCGCGGCGAGAUCGCGUGCCGCCUCAUACGCACGUACCGGCUGUUCCCUGUCAGCCCUUCAACGCCUGCGAUACAGACCGUGGCGGUGUACACGGCGUCGGAGGCGAAAGCGCUGCACGUGGCGCUGGCGGACUCUGCGCAUGCGCUGGAGGGCGAUGGACCACGGGCGUACCUCGACCGGCAUGCGGUGGUGGAUGCAGCGCUGCGGAGCGCGUGCUGGGGGGUCGCGCCCGGGUACGGAUUCCUGUCGGAGGAUGCGCAGUUUGCAGGGAUGUGCGAGGAGGCCGGACUGGUGUUUCUGGGGCCGAGCAGUGGGCAAUUGGCGAGGCUGGGGGAUAAGGUGGUGGCGCGCGCAUUGGCGAAAAGCCUGCAAGUGCCUGUGCUGGAAGGGACGGAUGCGUCGUCGUCGCGAGAUGCGGCACUGCGGGACAUUUUAGCCUUCGCGAAAGGCGUGCCCGCAGGGUCGAAGAUCAUUCUAAAAGCCGCGAACGGUGGCGGUGGACGCGGGAUCCGUGUCGUCCCCAUCCCUUCCCAUCCGGACGAGGUGGCAAAGGCGGUCACAGCCGCAUACGAAUCGUGUUCCCGCGAAGCGCAGGCCUCGUUUGGAGACGGCACGGUGUACGCAGAGCGCUUUCUCUCCAACGCCAAGCACGUCGAGGUCCAAGUGCUCGGUGAUGGCCGCGGUGGUGUCUGUCAUUUCUGGGACCGCGAAUGCUCGCUGCAGCGCCGGAACCAGAAACUCAUCGAGAUCGCGCCGGCCCCUCAUAUCCUCCCGGCAUUGCGCCAGUCGAUGCUCGACGCAGCUCUGGCCCUAGCACACGCGGUGCAGCUGCGCAGCCUGGCGACGAUUGAGUUCCUCGUCGACCCAACCGGAUUCUUCUUCAUGGAGGCCAACCCGCGGAUACAGGUCGAACACACAAUCACCGAGAGCGUAACGGCCCAUGACCUCGUCGCUCUCCAACUGCUCAUCGGGCUCGGCCAAACCCUCACCGACAUCGGCCUACAGAACGGGACAGCGGCAGCGCCGUUCCCAAGCAAAACAGCGAUCCAGGUGCGCAUCAAUGCCGAGUCGUUCCGCGCAGGAACCGACGAAACCGUCCCGGAACAGGGUGAGAUCACAGCGCUCGCCUGGCCACUCGGCGCAAACGUUCGCAUCGAGACCGCCGCACAUCCUCCACACCCUGCUCUGGGCAGUUACAGGGUGAAUACGCUGUUCGACAGCUUGUUGGCCAAGGUCAUCGUGACUGCUCCGAGUUACGGUGGUGCUGUCGCUGCGGCGCAGAGGGCGUUGGACGAGACGUCGAUCGCAGGGGUGCGCACGAACGUGUCUUUCCUAAAGGCCUUGCUGAGCGAUCCACAGGUGCAGCGCGGCGAGCAGCACAUCCACACGGUGCAGUCUGGGUUCAAGCGCUUCCUGGAGCUGUCGAAUCGAUUUCAAGCCGACGCUGAUGCCGCGCAGAAUCGCACUGCCACCACACGUGAGGAAACUCCCACGAAAAGCGCACAAGUAGAGGCAGGGAUGGAGCAGGAGGGCAAACAUGCGGUCAAAUCGCAUCUGAGCGGGAUGGUGGUCAAAGUGUCUGUGGAGCAAGGGGCGAAGGUGCUGGAGGGUCAAGAGUUGGUGGUGAUCGAGGCGAUGAAGAUGGAGCAUGUGAUUCGGGCGGAUGCUGCGUGUGCUGGUGGAGUCGUGCACAAGGUGGUUGUCCAACAGGGGGCUGUAGUCAACGCUUCGGACGUGCUAUUCGUUAUUGACACUUCCACAUUGCAGCCCCACUCCACAAGCAGCGAAACCAAACCCGCUGCCACCGCAGUCGAGCCCGCCGAGGACCCCUCGAUCGCACGCCCCGAGCUACAGGAGCUCCAACACCGCCGGCACAUGCUCACCGACUGCGGCCGCGCCACCGCCGUCGCCAAACGCCACGCGCGCGGCUACCGCACCGUCCGCGAGAACAUCAGCCUGCUCCUCGACGACGCCUCGACACUGAUUGAGUACGGCGACCUCGCCCUCGCCGCGCAGACCCAGCGCUACACCCCGGCCGCGCUAAUCGCCAAAACAAGCGGCGACGGCAUCGUCACCGGCUUUGGCCGCAUCGCUGGCCACACGGUCGCCCUCGUCCUCGGUGACUACAUGGUGCUUGCGGGCACACAGGGGUACUUCCACCAUCUGAAGCUCGACCGGCUCCUGCUAGCAGUGCUGUCGCACCCGGCACCCGUCGUGUUGUACGCCGAGGGCGGGGGCGGGCGCCCGGGGGAUACGGGUUUCCCUGUGGCGUCUGGGUUGCACACGCCGAGCUUUGCGCUAAUGGCGCAGGUGAGCGCGCGCGGGGUGCCCAUGGUGGGCGUCGCGAAUGGGUAUGUGUUUGCAGGCAACGCGGCAUUGCUGGGAAUGUGCGACGUUGUGAUUGCCACGCGAGGAGGCAGUGUUGGGCUAGCAGAGGGUAGUGGUGGUGGUGAGGGAGAGGGUAAAGUGGGGAGGACGUCGAUCGGGAUGGGUGGCAAGGCGAUGAUCGAAGCGGGUGGAUUGGGCGUAGUGGAGUCGGAGCAGAUCGGGCCUACCAACGUGCAUGCAGUUACGGGGGGCGUGGAUAUCGUGGUGGACGACGAAGAUGCUGCUGCGUUGAUGGCGAGGAAGGUCGUGAGCUUCUUCACUCAAGCUCGACUCGACGAGCAGCGAUGGAGCUACUCGCACGACGUACGGCUUCUACGAACCUGCCUGCCGUCCGUCGAAGAGCGGCGAAGAGCGUUCGACAUGCGUCGCGUCAUCACGCUGCUCGUCGACGACUCGAGCUUUGUCGAGCUCGCCCCGCACUGGGGCAAGGGUAUGAUCACGGGGUUCGCACGCAUCAAAGGCCAAGCCGUCGCCAUUCUGGCCAACGACCCGACGUCUCCACUCGGAGGCGCGAUCGACAUCACCGCCGCACUCAAGGCCACACGCCUACUGAGACUUCUCUCGCGCACGCGCGCCACCCACCUCGUCAGCCUCUGCGACACGCCCGGCUUCAUGGUCGGGCCCGAAUUCGAACGCUCUGCCACCCCCGGCGGCUCGUUCCGCACCUUUGGCGACUGGUUCACCGCCGCCGCCGAGUUCACACAGUCCGGCGGGCGCGUCGUCGGGCUCGUGCUGCGCAGAGCCUUCGGGCUUGGUGCACAGGCGAUGCUCGGCGGCAGCACGCUGAGCAACUCGAUCUGCGCCUCGUGGCCCGCAGGCAGUCUGGGCUCCAUGUCCCUCGAAGGCGCAGUGCAGCUGAGCAUGAAGAAGCAGCUGGCAGAGGUGGAAGAUGAAGCUCAGAGGAAGAGGAUGGCGGACGAGGCGGUGGAGGAGCUGUAUCGAAGGGGCCGGGCGAUCAAUGCGGCUAGCAUGGGCGAGAUCGACACCGUGCUGGAUCCGGCUGAGACGCGGGAUUGGCUGGCGAGGGUUGUGGGAGACGUGUUGGGGGCGAGGUGGCCGACGUUCAGGGUGAGGAAGGACGAGGGGUUGGGGUCUCAUUUGUAG
This is a messenger RNA of Sporisorium graminicola, 3522 nucleotides long. RefSeq lists its product as uncharacterized. The record is from RefSeq and is a predicted model, not a curated record. The coding region runs from base 1 to 3522 and encodes 1173 amino acids. Lineage: Eukaryota; Fungi; Basidiomycota; Ustilaginomycetes; Ustilaginales; Ustilaginaceae. The transcript has a single exon. Gene Ontology annotation, molecular function: ligase activity; ATP binding; metal ion binding.